This is a messenger RNA of Alternaria ventricosa, 864 nucleotides long. RefSeq lists its product as uncharacterized. NCBI's taxonomy places the organism in Eukaryota, Fungi, Ascomycota, Dothideomycetes, Pleosporales, Pleosporaceae. The transcript has 2 exons. Bases 1 to 864 code for a protein of 287 amino acids. The record is from RefSeq and is a predicted model, not a curated record.
AUGACCUCAGAGACAGACCCCAGCGACCCCAAGGCAUCCGAACUUGCCGACCGACCUUCGUCUAUGGCCGCAUCAGCCUUUCUGGGAAUCGCCUGGUUUAUUUGCAUCGAGCUUAACAUCCGCCUACUCUACAGGGCCACACGUCGCAGUCUUUACUUCUGGAGCUGCUUACUCUGCAGUUGGGGGCUGAUAGUCCACGGCAUCUCCAUUAUCUUGGCCAACUUCAACAAGUGGACCUCUUACUCGGCCAUCGUCUUCAUCUAUCUCUCAUGGCUCGUCUUCGUAGUCGCUCAGUCUUUUGUUCUCUACUCCCGCCUCGGCCUCGUGUGGAGAAACACGAAGAAAGACCGCUGGAUCCUCUAUAUGAUUACUACUAACUCGGUCGUCUUUGGCCUUACCACAGUCACGCUCGGAAUGAUUGCUGCACGUCUUUCGUCGCAAGCACCUGCCAACCUGAUCUGGGACAAGGUGCAAGUCGCCGCUUUCUUCAUCCAAGAAUGCAUUAUCGGAAUGCUAUACAUCUGGCAAACAUCGAAGUACUUCCAGAGCCUCGAGCUCCUCGGCAAUUGUCGUCGCACCACUCGAGACAAUCUCCGCAAUCUGAUCGCUGUCAACGUCCUCAUAAUCAUACUCGAUGCCAGCGUCCUGGGCUUGGCCUACAGCGAUCGCUUCUUCCUGCAGGGCUUCUAUAAGGUCGCUGUAUAUGCCGUCAAGCUGCGCACCGAGUUUACUAUCCUGAAUCAGCUGAGGCAGGCGCUUGCGGGUGGCUCAACGGGUGCGUCGGGAUUUGCUGUGCAGACCGACCAGAGACCUAUCGUGAUGGCUCCUCUGAAGUCAAACGACGUGGUGGAGGUGGUUGCAUAA